Molecule: messenger RNA, 966 nt
Organism: Raphanus sativus (radish)
Lineage: Eukaryota; Viridiplantae; Streptophyta; Magnoliopsida; Brassicales; Brassicaceae
Product: calmodulin-binding protein 25
Exons: 1
Coding region: 124-819 (231 amino acids)
Biological process (GO): response to osmotic stress
Cellular component (GO): nucleus
Molecular function (GO): calmodulin binding
Source: RefSeq, a predicted model, not a curated record
UCAUUCCUUCACUCUCUCUCUAUCUAUAACUUCUUCUCCACUCCUAUAAAGAAAAAACGAGAGUGCUCCAAAAUCAUCUAAUUCGAUUUCGAAUAUUUUUUUCGCGGUGGUUAAAACAAAAACAUGGCGUCGUCCGAUGGAUUAGCAAGCGUUGACCCUUGGUCAUUCCGACAGAGCUUCAACAUCGACUCGUGGUUACUUCCCGAUCCUUUCUCUCACGACAGCGAUGUACUCGCUAAAGCUCUUUACAAAUCCAGCUCCGAUCCUCUCUCUCCUUCGGCUUUCUUCGAUUCCGCCGCCGCCGUCUCCGAUCUUUCUCCUCCUCAGACCGUCUCCAACGUCUCCUUCGGCUCAGAUCCGGAGAUCGCCGUCGGCUUCGGUGGCGGUGGUGCCAAGCGGAAGCGUGGUCCCGGUGUUUCCGGAGGUAAACCGGCGAAACGCCGAUCUCGUGUUUCCACCAAGAAGUCUCAGACUACUUUUAUAACGGCGGACGCGGCCAACUUCCGGCAGAUGGUUCAGCAAGUCACCGGCGCGAAGUUCGUCGGUUCUUCUCCCCACAGCAUUUUUGCUCCGGUCGUGAAGCCGGAGCCGCAUAGGCUCGCGACCAGGCUACCGCCGUCCGGUGCUUUUGAUCGGUCCUCUGUGGUUCCGACGCUUGAUACGUCGUCGUUUUUGUCUGACCAUCAACAGGAGAAUAUGGUAACAGAGUUAGGCUCUGUUUCAGCGCCGGUGAGUUCGGCGGGUGUUGGUGGAGGAUCCGCCGUGGAGUUGGAUAGUUACCCGAGUUUCCCGACGCUUGAAUCGUGGAAAGUUAUGUAAUCUAAUCGGAUUUAAUUUUAGUGUUUUGUAGAUGUAAUCCUGUCUUUUUCUUUUUUUUUUAUUUAACUCUUUACCCUUUAGAAUGUCUUGUAUGUGUGUUUUUUUCCCUUUUUUUAAUCUGGUUAAUGAAUAUCUUUGUUAUCGUCC